Molecule: messenger RNA, 2017 nt
Organism: Hibiscus syriacus
Lineage: Eukaryota; Viridiplantae; Streptophyta; Magnoliopsida; Malvales; Malvaceae
Product: pentatricopeptide repeat-containing protein At5g13770, chloroplastic-like
Molecular function (GO): protein binding
Source: RefSeq, a predicted model, not a curated record
AUUGGUUAGAACAAUACAUGCAGAUCAUGGCAAAAUCCAUUCUUCCAUGUCGUUACUUCAGCUCCACAAGUUCAGCUUCUCCCCCAACAGUUCCCCAUCAAACCUUAUCUUCCCCAAAAAGAACAUGGCCAUCUCCGCUUCUCCAGACUGGUCCUUAGCUUCAACAGACUCCUACACAUCAAAACCCAGAAAAUCUGUUCUCUUCUUUGCACCUUGCAAAAAAACACUACACUUUGUCCCCUUCCCCACCUCAAACUUCCCGUUCUUCCACAUCAAUUCUUCAUCUAACUCCCCAUCUGCCAUCAUGGAACAUCCAUCAUCAUCAUCGAGCAGCAGCAGCAAUGUGCCUGUCACCAAUUUAGGCCUAAACGGAUUACUGUGUGGGUUAUUAAAAGACACUCCAAGUGAAGAUGUCGCAUAUGAUUUCUACCAGAAAGCAAAAGAGAACCCGGGGUUCAUACCAGAGAAACAAAUGUUGAAGCUUCUGAUAAGGUACUUUGUCCAAUCCAAGAAAUGGGAUUUGAUUAUGUCUCUAUCGCAUGAUUUCAAGCGUUACAAUGUCUUCCCCGAUGGUUAUACUUGUUCUAGGUUGAUUAAUACUUGUGUUAAAGCUAGAAAAUUCAAGGUCGUCGAGGCUUUGCUUGAAGCGUUUAGAUCAGACGAAGAACUCGCUGUCAUUGCGUUUAAUUCAGCAAUGGCGGGGUACAAUAAGUUGCAUAUGUUUCGAAGCACGAUAUCCGUGUUCGAAACGAUGAAAUCAAUCGAAUGUAUGGAUUCCGAGUCUUAUUGCCUGAUAAUGGAAGCUUAUCAGCAAAUUGGUGAUAUAGACAAAGUUUGUUCCUUAUUUGAUGAAUUUGAAACUAGGAAGUUGUAUUCUACACCGCUUGCACCUCGUGCGUAUGGUAUAUUAUGUGACGCAUUGGCGAAAUCGAGUCGAGCUUACGAAGCUCUCGAGUAUUUCAGAGACAUGAGGAAGAAAGGGCUUUUCGUGACUUCUUCGGUUUACUCUUCGUUGAUAAUCUCGUUCGCCGGCAUCCGCAAUUUAACCGUGGUCGAAGAGCUAUUCCAAGAGGCAGGGGAGAGGAAGAUGGUGAGGGAUCCGGAAGUGUUUUUGAAGAUCGUUUUGAUGUAUAUGGAAGAAGGGAUAUUAGAGAAAACUUUGGAUGUUGUGAGGGUCAUGAAGUAUGCAAAUGUAAAGGUUUCUGAUUGUAUUUUUUGUACAAUUGUAAAUGGAUUCUCUAAAAGAAGAGGGUUUCAAUCUGCCAUUGCGGUUUACGAGCAGCUGAUUCUGCAGGGCUGCAAACCGGGACAAGUAACGUACGCAUCGAUCAUAAACGCAUAUUGCCGUAUCGGUCUCAACUCGAAAGCUGAGAUGGUGUUCUCGGAGAUGCAGGAGAAAGGGUUCGACAAAUGCGUCGUGGCUUAUUCGAGCAUGAUAGCAAUGUAUGGGAAAGAAUGGAUGAUAAGAGAAGCAAUGAAGAUGUUGGCUAAAAUGAAAGCAAAAGGGUGUCAACCGAAUGUAUGGAUAUACAAUUCAUUGAUGGACAUGCACGGGAGAGAGAAGAACUUGAGACAGGUGGAGAAGCUAUGGAAGGAGAUGAAACGACGGAAGCUGGCACCGGAUAAAGUCAGCUACACGACGAUCAUCAGCGCUUACAAUCGAGUGAGGGAGUACGAGAUGUGCGUGAAGUUCUACCGUGAGUUUAGACUGAACGGGGGAUCGAUCGAUAAGGCUAUGGCGGGGAUCAUGGUCGGAGUGUUCUCGAAAACGAGUCGGAUCGAUGAGUUGGUGAGGCUUCUGCAGGACAUCAAAGCAGAAGGGACUCAGUUGGAUGGAAGGCUGUAUCAUUCAGCUAUGAAUGCCUUGAGAGAUGCUGGAUUGGAGAACCAAGUUAAAUGGCUGCAAAAGAGCUUUGAUGCCAGGAAACAUGGUAUAGAAUUGUGACUUAAAUAUUGUACAUUUUUAUUUUGACAAUUGAUAUUUUAAUUUUGUAAAUUAUAUCAUUUAAUUAUUUAA